AUGACCGCCCGUUGGUUUAUUGGUAUCGUCUCCCUGACUGUCCUUAUAGUUGCCGUUGGAGUUCAUAACAGCAACUACGGUGACGUUGAUCAAUAUCGGUCUAUCCCCGGUGAUCAUUCAUGGCCAAGUGAGGAUGAUUGGAAUGGAUUAAAUCAGACAGUUCAGGGGAAGCUAAUUGCUAAUACACCUCUUGCGGCUCAUUGUCACCGCUCGUCUCUGAGUGGGAUUGAUACACAUGACCAAGAGAAGUGUGAUGCGCUACGCGAUGCGUGGUUCUUCCCCGAAACACACCUAGUCUCGCCGUCAUCGCCCAUGGCCUAUCGAUUUACCAAUAAUAGUUGCAACCCCUUUCUGGACCCGGAUUCUCCAUGCAACCUUGGAUAUUAUGCCGAAUAUACAAUUAAUGCUAUAUCUGCUUCUGAUUUACAGGCUGCUGUUCGCUUUGUUAUGCGCCAUAAUUUUCGCCUCGUUAUUCGCAAUACUGGUCGGUGGCAACUGUCCAAGCGUAAAUAUGGCCUCGCUGCGGAUCAAGUGUUGUCUUGGGAAGUUGUGACCGCAUCUGGAGACCUUGUUAUUGCCAGCCCAGUCGAGAAUACAGAUAUUUUCUGGGCUUUACGUGGCGGUGGUGGAAGCACUUACGGUAUUGUAGUUUCCAUGACCGUCAAGGCACAUCCGGACACCUUCUUUUCGGCCGCAUAUAUGAAUGUCUUCAACGAUGGUAAUAACACAGGUGCCAUUGACUCGUCAAUAGGAAUAUUUUUUCAGUCAUUACCCAGCCUUGUCGACGCUGGCGCUUGGGUCGUAUGGGUCGUCGCUCCUUUUGGAUUCAUGAUCAUACCGGCAAUGGUCGCAGGCUUACACGCCGAGGAAUUGGACGCGUAUCUUCAACCUACGAGGGUGAAAAUGGAUCAACUUGGGCCUCCGUAUCAAUAUUCCUCCGCCGGUUAUCCUGGUUUCUUCGCAAGUUACAAACCCAUACCCUCUAUGUGGAACGUAUCGGAUUUUACUUUAGGUGGUCGUCUGAUGCCCCGCGAGCUCGUGCGGGAUCAGGAUAGCACUGAUGCUUUGGUAAAUGCUGUACGCACUAUCAGCUCCCAAGCACUCAUGUCCGGGGUCUCUUUCAAUGUCACCAAUACCGUUUUAUCACCCAGCGAGGUUGCUGCCAACCCUUACUUUCGUAAGACUCUUUUCAGCGCUGUCGUGGGCACGCCGAUCAACUACACCGACUGGACAGCGACCAAGGCAGGGCAAGAUCAAAUAACGUACAAGCUCUUGCCGGAACUAAAGGCUCUUAACCCUAAUGGGGGCAACUAUCUUGGCGAAGCUGACUUCCAGGAGCCUGACUUUAAAACUACAUUUUACGGUGCUCAUUAUGAAAAGCUCUUAGUUAUCAAACAGAAGUACGACCUUGAGGACAUCUUCUACGCUAAGAUAGCCGUAGGGAGUGAUCGAUGGCAUGAACGGGCAGAUGGGAGAUUGUGUACGAAGCCUAGUAUUUGGGAUUUCGACGUACUUAACUUGAUAAGGCGAUGUAUAUGAAUUCGAGGAGAUAAACAUGUUCGUAUAAAUUUAUCCGGAAUUGUAGCUUCCUGAUUAAGAUAUCAAACCCCCUUAAGCUUAAGCUUCCUUUGGAGCCUGGAUAACUUUACCACUCCAAUGAUAUCUAUUGCCGUAGAAUUUAGCAUGGAGCUAUCGGUUCGUUUCGGCGGUUAGGUUCCCCGAAUUGUGGUGAAAACGUAUGGGAAGCCGGACGAUGGCAAGGGUCGAGUUGCAUUCAGUGUCCAAAUACGAGGUUUUGGUGA
Daldinia decipiens is the source of this 1802-nucleotide messenger RNA. RefSeq names its product FAD-binding domain-containing protein. The transcript is spliced from 2 exons. The coding region runs from base 1 to 1539 and encodes 512 amino acids. Gene Ontology annotation, molecular function: flavin adenine dinucleotide binding; oxidoreductase activity. The record is from RefSeq and is a predicted model, not a curated record. Lineage: Eukaryota; Fungi; Ascomycota; Sordariomycetes; Xylariales; Hypoxylaceae.